AUGCUUUCGAGCCAGCAAAUCGUUGCUCUCACAGCUCUUGUCGGCUUAGCUCAAGCCAGUUGGUGGGAUGGGUUUUUGAACCCGAACGCGACAUCCAGUUCAUCUACAGCGCCGGCCGUUGUUUCUUCGAGCCAGGCGACUGACUUGGCCUCGGCUAGUAGUCAGAGCUCCGCCGUGGCCAGUACUGCGCCCGCAAUCCAACCGUAUAUUAGCUCCAGCUCCCAAGGUGCUCAAGCGACAUUAUCGCCGAUAAGCAGCGAAACCAGCUCCGAGGGCGGUCAAACGACAUUGUCGCCCACAAGCAGUGAUGUCAGUUCUGAAGACGGCUCUCAAAGCUUUCAAGCGUAUUUGUCUUCCAUCAUGCAAGCGACGCAAACGCAAGGAUCCUCCGCUUUUACCGUAUACCCAUCGUCCAGCAGCUAUUCGAGUCCUCAGGACACCACCACUCUCGCACCAACUUUUAGUGCGGAUUCCUUCACGUCGGCAACAUCCACUACUUCAGAUUGGAAUACUUUUAGCUCCUCCGAACAAUCUUUAACCCCAUCGUCCGAAAGCAAACUCGAAAGCCAAUUGUCUCAGUCAGCAAGUUUCUCUACCAGUGCGUGGGGUUUCUCUAACACACGUUCCACACCUGUUGAAAAAUCCUUUUCUUCUAGCUCAGCGCUGGCCUCCGAAUCAGCGACAUUGGCUACUCCUCAGAAUACAAUUUUGGAUUCAUCCGAAUCUCCAACUGCAUCGGAGCCGACUACUUCGGCCCCCAAGUGGACUAGUUCGGCUUCUCCUGAGUCGGUCACUUCGGCUGCUCCCGAUGCAACAAAGCCAAUUCUUUCCGAGUCUGCUAGUUCCACUGGGCCAAUUCCUUCUUCUGAGGCCUCAUGGCUUUCGUCGGAGCAAUACACUGCCACACAAAGGGAAGUAACAACCGCUUCUGCGACACCUAGCUCCGCAAAUGUUGCUGCGUCAUCUGUCGAAAUACAGUCUGAAGUACAAUCCGCGUCCUCUUUUGGGUCUUUUUCAGCAAGUGAGACCUCCAGCACCGAAGUUGAUUCCAGUACGGCCUUACAAGCCAAGUCAUCUCCACAAACUUCUACGUGGCCUGCUAGUACUGCGGUGUCAUUAAGUAUAGUCCCCACAAGCUCGUCAGAGUCUCAAGUUUCGUCUGCACUAAGCGUUACGAGUUCCUCAUUGACACCUGCUUCAGCUGCGCCUUCUUCCAGCGAGUUUUCCAUCGAGCAGUCAUCGUCUCAGUUUGAAGAUACUUCAAUUACCGGGGUCGACUGGAAUACUGUAUCUUAUCCUGCUUCUAGUUCGGCCGCUGAUGUGCCUUCGUCCACUCAAUAUUCAAGUCAGCAAGCCCAACCAACAUCUCAAUCACCCCUUUGGUCAAGUUCUGGAGCUCAGAAAACUUAUUCUUAUGUGCCUUCUACUAGUUCUAGCAGCUAUGACUCUUCCACCGCCGAAUCGUGGGCUUCAACACCUGCUUCUCAGAGUUCAGCAAGUGAUAUUAGUAAUUAUGCUGAAACCUGGCAGACCGCUAGCAGCUCUGCUAGUCCUUCUUCAUAUCUCCCCUCCUCAUCCAAUUACGCAGGCUCAACAAGCUCAUAUCCGUACCUCACCUCUUCGCAAAUAUAUGCGACGUCGUCAAGUGACAGCUACGAAAGCUUUCCGCCGACUUCGUCUUUGGCGUCAAGUGAAUACUCUACCCUAUCUUCCGAAGCGUCUCUGUUGUCAACUUCAUCUCAGAGCGCUUUUUCGGUCACACCAUCAGCGUCUUCUGAAAGCUCUUUCACAAGCACAGUACCCGCGCCUUCGUCAUUGUCAGCUUCCUCUUUUGUGACUGAUGACUUUUCAAGAUCAUCUAGCAGUCUCCCAACUUCUAGUUCCGCGGCAACUCAGAGUACUACCUCUUUGAUGGUAUCUUCCUCUCAAUCUACCAGUGACUCCACUAGUAUUGCUUCAGUUUCCUCCUUCCCAGAAAGUUCUGUGUCCACCCCAGCUCCUUCUAGUUUGGUAACUGUUUCAAGUUAUGCAAGCGAAAACGCCACCAGCUCUGCACUUAUCGCGAGUCUAUCGAGCUCUCCCUCGGCAUCUAUCACGUCAACCGCUGAGAGCUCCGAAUUUUCUUCAGCUUUGUUCACAAGCAGCUACAACCAGACAGAUACAGGGUCCUUGGCUUCUUCUGCCAGCACUGAAUCUGUCUCAGAGAGCUUAUUUUCCGCUACAGUGAGUGCAACCUCAUCGUUCGAGAGUUCGGUUUCUACGCCUAUCGCAAUUCCAAGUUCGGCAACAUCUGCGUUGACUACAGGGGCACCAGAGCAGGUAACGUCUUCUGAAGUUGCGCAAAAUUCUUCGUCAUUAGGAUCGUCAUACACUUCUUCAACUUCGAACUGGCUUCCUACGGCAAUUAUCACGGCUGGCGGUGAUACACAGUCGACUGGAUCCGGAGCAGCGGCAUCGGGUGGACAACAAGCCACUCAGACCCUGCCGCAAGCGAUUGCAGCGGCAACUGCCGUCAGUCAACCGAAGGACUACACGCUCAUUACCAUCGGUUUCAAGCAAGAGCUCAAUUACCCUUUUGUGGUAAAAAACUCCUUAACCAGUGCUCAGAUUUUCGCUUACCUACCUGGUGUUCUCAAUUUGCCGUUUGAAGAUUCGUUCGAUCAAAUCCAGGUCGUCCAAUUAAGUCCUCUGAACGUGAAGGGUAGGAGCUACCUCAGUACUGUUGCCGAAGUGUACUUCCCGUCAUCAGAGGUGGACGCUCUGCAAGAGCUCGUUCAAAAUAGUGAGAGUAAGCUGUACCUGAGCGCUAAUAGCGCCUUGGCUGGUUUAAUCGAUACUACAAUUCCGCUCACGGGACUCGUUCAGAGUUCCGAUGGCUCAUCGGACGACACCAGCUCUCAAAGCAGCACGUCGCAAAGCAAUUCAGAAGGAAACACGGACUCGACCGGUGGUUCCCGCGGUCGUAUUGCGGGAACCCUGGACGUUACUUACAACGCUUCUGCUAGUUCAAAGGGUCAACCAGGAAACAAUGGAAAAUUGGUUGGUUUGAUCAUCGGUGUCGUCGUAGGUGCAAUUGUGUACCUUGCCUUUAUGGUUGUUGGCUACAGAUUUUUCGUUUUGAAACGUAAACAGCAGGCCCACUCCAAUGAUUUGGGUGACGGUCAAUCUCUUGGCUCUAGUACGGACCACGGAUCUUAUCUUUAUGAUGAAAAGGAAAAUGGUGACCAGGUAUCUUUGUCCCCAAGUAUGCGAAUCAACAAUUGGAUGAGACACAACCACUAUGAGUAUUCUGGAGAAGGACAACAAAACCUGGGCGAGCAACAUUCGUCGCAACCAAAAAUUUCAAGACCUAUCGCAACGGAGAAUUCCCUUGGAUGGAAUGACGUGUAA
Lachancea mirantina is the source of this 3390-nucleotide messenger RNA. The record is from the annotation of a GenBank genome assembly. NCBI's taxonomy places the organism in Eukaryota, Fungi, Ascomycota, Saccharomycetes, Saccharomycetales, Saccharomycetaceae.